This is a messenger RNA of Poecilia latipinna (sailfin molly), 1348 nucleotides long. RefSeq names its product tumor necrosis factor receptor superfamily member 6. NCBI's taxonomy places the organism in Eukaryota, Metazoa, Chordata, Actinopteri, Cyprinodontiformes, Poeciliidae. Gene Ontology annotation, biological process: extrinsic apoptotic signaling pathway in absence of ligand; activation-induced cell death of T cells; motor neuron apoptotic process. The record is from RefSeq and is a predicted model, not a curated record. The coding region runs from base 102 to 806 and encodes 234 amino acids. Gene Ontology annotation, molecular function: protein binding; tumor necrosis factor receptor activity. The transcript has 7 exons. Gene Ontology annotation, cellular component: external side of plasma membrane; CD95 death-inducing signaling complex; membrane raft.
CUUGUGACAUUUUAAGAGAAGAGUCCCCUGACACACUUUAGUUACUUUCUCAGUCUUGCAGUCAGAGGGUCCCAGGUAACAUCUUCUUCAGCUUCUCUGGCAUGAUGGUGCAUCUCUAUUAUCUUGCGUUCUCCUUGCUGUGGAGUCUUCCUGUCUUCUCCUCUGGGCUAGUCAUCCAGUGCAAAGACGGGGAAUAUGAGUGGCCGAUACUCGAACCCACGUUAUGUUGUAAAAAGUGCCCGCCAGGUCAUCGUUACAUUAGUCGCUCAGACAAAACUUGUGAAAUUACAUGUGAGCCCUGCGAUGAAAAUCGGUACAGUGACAACUUCAACCUGGAAAGGAACUGCAACGUCUGUGAUGUUUGCAAAAAAGCUAAUUUUGAGGUUGCGUCCAACUGCACAACAACCAAAAACACUGUUUGCAAGUGCAGAGCCGGCUACAGAUGCAAAGACAAGUCCUGCACGUUUUGCGAGCCUGUCCCAACAACCACCCAGCCCACGACUCCGCCGUCCACUACAGUAGCUGGAUCCACCUCCACAACCAAGAUAACUGUACCACCAAAUAACAAAAUCAGAGAUACUCAGUGGUUCCUGGUGAUAAUCGCUCUUCUGUGUGCUGGAAUUGCUCUGGUUGUUAUGACAAAAAUCAAGCCAAUUCUGCACUGGAUCAGAUCCAAUCAUGGUUAUUUUUUGCCUGAAAAGACUGUGACAGCCACUCUAUGCGCAGUGGAAGACGAUGUGUCCAAGCCGGUCCAGGAGGUGUGUGGAAAAUGUGACCACUGCAUCGACUUAUGUAUAAAGGAUUAAAUCCUGCACCUGGAUAAAUCAAAGGUACUUGUCAAAACCUUCACUGCCACAAGAAAGGAACAACUUCUCCUGGAUAUUGGAGCCGAACGGAGACAAUCAUCGCUCCAGUCGUUAUAAUGAAGAGGACUACAGCGGACGGUUCAGCUACUAAUGCUGUUCAAAAACUACAGGAUUUCUCAAUACACAGAAAACUUACCCUACAGAAACUGGAAAAUUUAUUCCACCUAAACACACAGAGUGGGACACUAUGAUAGUCCUGAAUGGGCUGUUUGGUAUUUUGCUAAAUAGGUAUGUACUAUGGUACACUAUACUACAUAAUAAGACCAGUGAUGAGAUUCUCACUCAGACAUUUGUGCAGUAGGUGUGUCCAAACCUGUUCCUAAGUAUAUAUAAAUAUAUAUACUGUAUAAAUGUAUAUACAUAGACUUAGAGCUGCUGUUUAAUAUCAAAUCAUGUAUAUUAAGAACUAAAUUGUUUUUUUUUUGAAAACCUCAGUAUUUCUUUAUUUUUCUUUAUGCAAAAUAAAACAAAUACUCCACUCA